AUGAAUAUCAUGCACCGUGACCUCCGCUGGGAAGUCGUGAUAAAAUAUAUCGAUAGCGAGAAGUGGUUUAUAAUUGAUUUUAAUGACGCGUGUAAAUUUCCUUCAAGUGUUCCAAAUACGCAAUUGGCUAAAGAGAGUCAUGCACCCAAGGUUUUUCAAAGUUAUCAUAAUGACAGUGUAGAUGUUUGGUCUGUAGGGUACUUGAUUCAGACAGCUUCA
Messenger RNA from Funneliformis caledonium, 219 nucleotides. The record is from the annotation of a GenBank genome assembly. NCBI's taxonomy places the organism in Eukaryota, Fungi, Glomeromycota, Glomeromycetes, Glomerales, Glomeraceae.